GACUCAUUUGUAGAUUAUUUAUAAUUUAACUCAUUAUAAAACAUUAAUACAGGCUUGGUAUUGUGACUCAUGCCUGUAAUCUCAGCACUUUGGGAACCUAAGGGGAAAGGAUUGCUUGAGGCCAGGAGUUUGAAACCAUCUUCAGCAACACGGCGAGACCCCAUCUCCACAAAAAAUUUAAAAAUUAGCCAGAUGUGGUGGUACACACCUGUAGUCCUAGAGCUAAGGCAGGAGGAUAGCUUGAGCCCAGGAAUUCCUGGCUGCAGUGAGCUAUAAUCAUGCCAGUGCCCUCUAGCCCUGGGUGACAGAAGGCGAUUCUUUGUAGAAAACACGAAUUAAGCAGGGGAGGGUGUGCCAAGGUGGCUGACAGAAGGCAACACCAGAAUGCAGCUCUCAGCAAAUGAGAUGCAGAGGGCUAGAGGACUUCACGAUUCCAGGUGAGGUACUGGGUUCACUUCACUGGGACUGGUAGUGCACUGAAAAUAGCCCAGGGAAGGAGCUGCAGGGCGAGAGCUGCGUAGGGAGGGCAAACCGAGACAGGACAGGGCAAGUCCCCACCUGGAACGUGCAGCCAGCUCAGAGGGUCGGGGUUGUCACCCCCUCAGUGCUCUGAUUCAGAUCCUGUGCUUACCUCAUCCCUUCUGCAACCUAGGGUCCACAAGAGCCCUGCAAGACUGAGGGGCACUAUGGGUUGUUGAUGCAAAUCUGAGCAAUGGCUCCUGCCAGGUACUGCAAGUUGUCAGUGGAAGUUUGGACUAACACCAGGGGAAUGGACCUGUCCCACAGAAAGAGGCAGAGUUAAAAGCAGGGAAACAGGCCAUAAGGCCUGGCAGGCCCCACCCCCCACAAAACUCAAACUGAAGCCCACGCGCUAGAGGGCUUGGUAGCAAAUACACCAGUUUAACCCCAACUGGGAAGCUCGAGCUCGGGGAAGGAGAAUAUGCCAUUGGGAAGGUGGGGCUAAUCUCAGCUACAAAGGAACUCCAGGGAAGGACCACCCACCCAGCAACCUGACUGAAUCUGAGACACCCCAGCAGCACCUCUACAGGCCAAAAAAGAUAUAGCUCCAACCUCAACAGACAGGACAUCCACUCAGAGACUUUUCCCCAACUUCAAAGAUCAAAGGGAGAUAAAUCCACAAAGAUGGGAAGAAACCAGCACAAAAGGAUGAAACCAUCAAAGCCCAGAACACCUCUUCUCCUCCCAGGGAUUACAACUCCUCAUUAUCAAAGGAACAAAACAAGACAGAGAAUGAGUUUGAUGAAUUGACAGAAGCAAGCUUCAGAAGGUGUGUAAUAACAAACUUCUCUGAGUUAAAAGACCAUGUUCUAACCCAGUGCAAAGAAAUUAAGAAUGCUGAAAAAAAGGUACCUGAAAUGCUAACUAGAAUAACCAGCUUAGAGAAGAACAUGAACAACUUGAUGGAGCUGAAAAGCAUAGUACAAGAACUUCGAGAAGCAUACACAAGUUUCAACAGCUGAAUCAAUCAAGCAGAGGAAAGGAUAUCAGAGACAGAAAAUCAAAUGAAAUAAAAUGAGAAGGCAAGAUUAGAGAAAAAAGACUGAAAAUAAACGAACAAAGCAUCCAAGAACUAUGGGAUUAUGUGAAAAGACCUAAUCUAUGCUUGAUUGGUGUACCUGAAUGUGAUGGGGAGAAUGAUUCCAAGUUGGAAAACACUUUUCAGGAUAUUAUUCAAGAGAACUUCCCCAACCUAACAAGGCAGGCCAACAUUCAAAUCCAGGAAAUACAGAGAACACCACAAAGAUAUUUCUCAAGAAGAGCAACCCCAAGGCACAUAAUUGUCAGAUUCACCAGGAUUGAAAGGAAGGAAAAAAAUCCUAAGGGCAGCCAGAGAGAAAGAUUGAGUCAUGUACAAAGGAAAGACCAUCAGACUCACAGUGGAUCUCUUGGCAGAACCCCUACAAACUAGAAGGGAGUGGGGGCCAAUAUUCAACAUCCUUAAAGAGAAGAAUUUUCAACCCAGAAUUUCAUAUCCAGACAAACUAAGCUUCAUAAGCACAGGAGAAAUAAAAUAUUUUAUGGAUGAGCAAUUGCUGAGAGAUUUCAUCACUAUAAGACCUGCCUUACAAAAGCUACUGAAGGCAGUAAUAAACAUGGAAAGGAACAACCAGUACCAGCCACUGCAGAAACAUACCAAAUGGUAAAGAACAAUGAGGCAAUGAAGAAACCAAAUCAACUAAUGGACAAAACAACCAGCCAGUAACAAAAUGGCAGGAUCAAAUUCAAACAUAAUAUUAACAUUGAAUGUAAAUGGCCUAAAUGCCCCAAUCAAAAGACACAGACUGGCAAACUGGAUAAAAAGUCGAGACAUAUUGGUGUGCUGUAUUCAGGAGAUGGAAGAAGAUUUACCAAGCAAAUGAAGAGCAAAAAAAAAAAAAAAGCAACAGUAGCAGUCCUAGUCUCUGACAAAACCGACUUUAAACCAACAAAGAUCAAAAGAGACAAAGAAGUGCAUUACAUAAUGGUAAAAGGAUCAAUGCAACAAGAAUAGCUAACUAUCCUAAAUAUAUAUGCACAAUCACAGGGAGGCUGAGCAACUUGCUCCUGAAUGACAAAUGGAUAAACAAUGAAAUGAAGGCAGAAAUAAAUAUAUUCUUCAAAACCAACAAGAAAGAAGACACAACUUACCAGAAUCUAUGGGACACAUGUAAAGUAGGGUCUAGAGGGAAAUUUAUAGCAGUAAAUGCCCACAUGAGAAACAAAGAAAGAUCUAAAAUCGACACCCUAUCGUCAAAAUUGAAAGAGCUAGAGGAGCAAGAUCAAAAAAACUCAAGCUAGCAGAAGACGAUAAAUAACUAAGAUCAAAGCAGAACUGAAGAAGAUAGAGACACAAAAAACCCUUCAAAAAAAUCAGUAAAUCCAGGAGCUGGUUAUUUGAAAAGAUCAACAAAAUAGACAGAACACUAGCUAGACUAAUAAAAAAGAAAAGAGAGAAGAAUCUAAUAGAUGUAAUAAAAAAUGAUAAAGAGGUGAUCACCACUGAUUCCUCAGAAAUACAAACUAUCAUCAGAGAUUACUAUAAACAGCUCUACGUGCAUAAACCAGUAAAUCUGGAAGAAAUGGAUAAAUUCCUGGAUACUUACACACUCCCAAGACUAAGCCAGGAAGAAGCUGAAACCCUGAAUAGACCAAUAUAAAGGUCUGAAGUUGAGGCAGCAAUUAAUAGCCUACCAACCAAAAAAAGUUCAGAUCCAGAUGGGUUCAUAGCUGAAUUUUACUAAACACAUACAAAGAGGAGCUGCUACAUUUCCUGUUGAAACUAUUCCAAACAAUACAAAAAGAGGGAGUCCUUCCUCUUUCUCUGAGACCAACCUCAUCCUGAUACCAAAAUCUGGCAGAGAUACAACUAAACGAGAAAAUAUGGGCUAGUAUCCAUGAUGAACAUUGCUGUAAAAUCUUCAAUAAAAUACUGGCAAACUGAAUCCAACAGUACAUCAAAAAGCUUAUUUACCACCAUCAAGUAGGCUUCAUCCUGGGGAUGUAAGGCUAAUUCAACAUACGCAAGUCUAUAAAUGUAAUUCUCCACAUAAACAGAACCAAAGACAAAAACCACAUGAUUAUCUCAGUAGAUGCAUACAACAGCCCUUUAUGCUGAAAACUCUCAAUAAACUAGUAUUGACAGAACAUAUCUCAAAAUAAUAAAAGCUAUUUACGACAAACCCACAGCCAAUAUCAUACUGAGUGGGCAAAAACUAGAAGCGUUCCCUUUAAAAACUGGUACCAGAAAAGUAUGCCCUCUCUCACCACUCCUAUUCAAUAUAGUAUUGGAAGUUCUAGCCAGGGCCAUUAGGCAAGAAAAAGAAAUAAAGACCAUUCAAUUAGGAAAAGAAGAAGUCAAAUUGUCCCUGUUUGCAGACAACAUGAUCAUAUAUUUAGAAGACCCCAUUGUCUCAGCACAAAACCUCCUUAAGCUGAUAAGCAACUUUAGCAAAGUCUCAGGAUACAAAAUUGAUGUACAGAAAUCACAAGCAUUCCUAUACACCAGCAACAGACAAACAGAGAGCCAAAAUAUGAACAAACUCUCAUUUACAAUUGCUACAAAGGGAAUAAAAUACCUAGGAAUACAACUAACAAAGUAUGUAAAAGAUCUCUUCAAGGAGAACUACAAACCACUGCUCAAGGAAAUAAGAGGGGACACAAACAGGUGGAAUAACAUUCUCAUGCUCAUGGUUAGGAAGAAUCAAUAUUGUGAAAAUGGCCAUACUGCCGUAAGUAAUCUAUAGAUUCAGUGCUGUCCCCAUCAAGCUACCACUGACCUUCUUCAAAGAACUGGAAAAAGCCACCUUAAACUUCAUCUGGAACCAAAAGAGAGCCCACAGCCAAGACAAUCCUAAGCAAAAAGGACAAAGCUGGAGGCAUCACACCACCUGACUUCAAACUGUGCUACAGGGUUACGGUAAUCAAAACAGCAUGGUACUGGUACCAAAACAGAGAUAUAGACCAAUGAAACAGAAUAGAGGCCUCGGAAGCAACGCCACACAUCUACAACCAUCUGAUCUUUGACAGACCUCACAAAAACAAUCAAUGGGGAAAGGAUUCCCUGUUUAAUAAAUGGUGUUGGGAAAACUGGCUAGCCAUGUGCAGAAAGCUGAAAUUGGAACCCUUCUUUACACCUUAUACAAAAAUUAACUCCAGAUGGAUUAAAGAUUUAAACAUAAGAAUUAACACCAUAAAAACCCUCAAAGAAAACCUAGGAAACACCAUUCAGCAUAUAGGCAUAGGCAAGGACUUCAUGACUAAAACACCAAAAGCAUUGGCAACAAAAGCCAAAAUAGACAAAUGGGAUCUAAUUAAACUCCAGAGCUGCUGCACAGCAAAAGAAACAAUUAUUAGAGUGAACUGGCAACAAAUAGACUGGGAAAAAAACUUUUGCCAUCUACCCAUCUGACAAAUGGCUAAUAUCCAGAAUCUACAAAAGACUAAAGCAGAUUUACAAGAAAAAACAAACCAACCAACCCAUUCAGAAGUGGGCGACGAAUAUGAACAGAUACUUUUCAAAAGAAGACCUCUAUGAAGCCAACAAACAUGUAAAAAUGCUCAUCAUCAUUGCUCAUUAGAGAAAUGCAAAUCAAAACUACAUUGAGAUACCAUCUCAUGCCAGUUAGAAUGGCAAUCAUUAAAAAAUCUGGAGACAACAGAUGCUGGAGAGGAUGUGGAGAAAAAGGAACACUUUUACACUGUUGGUGGGAGUGUAAAUUCGUUCAACCAUGUGGAAGACAGUGUGGCAAUUCCUCAAGGAUCUCGAAAUAGAAAUUCCAUUCGAUCCAGCAAUCCCAUUACUGGGUAUAUAUCCAAAGGAUUAUAAAUCGUUCUAUUAUAAAGACAUGCGUACACAUAUGUUUGUUGCGGCUCUGUUUACGAUAACAAAGACCUGGAACCAACCCAGAUGCCCAUCAAUUAUAGACUAGACAAGGAAAAUAUGGCACAUAUACAUCAUGGAAUACUGUACAGCCAUAAAACACGAGUUUGUAUCCUUUGUGGAGAAGUGGAUCAAUCUAGAAACCAUCAUUCUAAGCAAACUGACACAAGAACAGAAAAUCAAACACUGGAUGUUCUCACUUAUAGUGGACAGGCCAAAAUCUCAGCAAGUUCGAACCUCUAGUACAAUAAGGCGAACCUCCUCUUUGGAUACAAUAACAGGACCUUACCUCACAGGACAGUGGCCACGGGAUCCUCAUGUUCACUACCCUUCAUGCAUGAAAGACAAAGCUACUCAGACACCUAGCUGUUGGGCAGAAGAGGGUGCAGAAAAGAGGUCACAUCAGCGUUCUGCAUCAUGGGGGAGUGCUGAUCAACUAAAAGAGCAGAUCGCCAAACUGAGGCAGCAGCUACAACGCAGUAAACAAAGUAGUCGUCACAGUAAGGAGAAAGAUCGCCAGUCACCUCUUCAUGGCAACCAUAUAACAAUCAAUCACACUCAGGCUACUGGAUCAAGGUCAGUUCCUAUGCCACUGUCAAAUGUAUCAGUGCCAAAAUCAUCUGUUUCACGUGUGCCCUGCAAUGUAGAAGGAAUAAGUCCUGAAUUAGAAAAGGUAUUCAUUAAAGAAAGUAAUGGGAAGGAAGAAGUAUCCAAGCCAUUGGACAUACCAGAUGGUCGAAGAGCUCCACUCCCUGCUUAUUACCGAAGCAGUAGUACUCGCAGCAUUGACACUCAGACACCUUCUGUCCAGGAGCGCAGCAGUAGCUGCAGCAGUCAUUCACCCUGUGUCUCCCCCUUUUGUCCCCCGGAAUCCCAAGAUGGUAGCCCUUGCUCAACAGAAGAUUUGCUCUAUGAUCGUGAUAAAGACAGUGGGAGUAGCUCACCGUUACCCAAGUAUGCUUCAUCUCCCAAACCAAACAACAGCUACAUGUUCAAACGGGAGCCCCCAGAGGGAUGUGAGCGAGUGAAGGUCUUUGAGGAAAUGGCGUCUCGUCAGCCUAUCUCGGCCCCUCUCUUUUCAUGUCCUGACAAAAACAAGGUUAAUUUCAUCCCAACCGGGUCAGCUUUCUGUCCUGUAAAACUUCUAGGCCCUCUCUUACCGGCUUCCGACCUUAUGCUCAAGAACUCUCCUAACUCUGGCCAGAGCUCAGCAUUGGCAACUCUGACCGUAGAGCAGCUCUCAUCCCGGGUUUCCUUUACGUCUCUUUCUGAUGACACCAGCACAGCGGCCUCCACGGAGGCCUCUGCCCAGCAGCCAUCCCAGCAGCAGCAACUCCUGCAGGAACUGCAGGGUGAGGACCACAUCUCUGCCCAGAACUAUGUGAUCAUCUAAAAAAGGGGGAGCUGGCCUCCACCCUACCUUCCAUGGAUUAGGAACAAGAUUUCAGACAUCUAUCUGCAUGGAGUGACAAACUUUCUGAACCACCACCACCACCACCAAUACUUAUCAGCAUCAUAAAAUAUCUCAACACUGAUCUUGGCAGGGAUGGAACUCCUGUUCAGCAGUUUUUGUGGAAAGCAGUAAUGCUUGCAAAACUUGUGUGUCAUUCAGCAUUUUAAGUGGAGACUAUGCAUUUCAUAGUAUGUUUGAGAUUAGUACUUUGUCCUGUGUUUUGUUCCAGAUUCUUCAGUAUAAAUAAGCUCUAUAUCAAAAAGUUGCCUGUCUAAAUAGAAAAUGUCUUGCUGUGUUUUGUCCUAUGGAAAAUACUGUACUUCAGGAUUAUGUUUACAAUUGACCCAGGUGUUUGUUUCUAACUUCUGUAAUACAUACAAUGCAAAAAAAAAAAAAAAAAUGGCCACAACAGUUGCACAGUGCCCACCCUAUGGCCUAGCUUCAGGUACUUCAGUUGAAGUCUAAACUCAGGUAACUUGGAAUGUAUAUCAUAUUGGGAUAUUAAACAUUUCACAGCUAAAAAGCUAAAGAGGGAACAUCACUCUUUUGCCUUUCCUCAUUUUAUGCAUUUCCCUUUCCUCAUUACAUUCCAUAUUCUUAGAAUAAGAAGUGCAUUCAAUCCUAGGAGAAUGAUAAUCCUGGACAUGGGUGAACAUGAGGAGAACCAGCAAAUCUGUGGUGUUUGACAUCACUUUGUCAUGUGGUUACAAGUAAAACAACUGUUGGAUUCACUGUUUCAACAUGUGUACAUGUGGCUUUUUUUAAAAGUUCAGGUGUUGCUCAGUAAAGGACUGUUAUAAUGUUGCAAAUAAAGUGUUCAGUACUAGACUGUACCUAAACAUUCCACAUUGUGUGUGAUGAAAUUUAAAGACAAGAAUGUCUAGAUUUAAUUUCAAAGCAAGUAAAGUGUUUGAAGGGAUGGUUGAGACUUUUUUAUGUUGGCCAUCAGGGUCAUAACUGUUACCAUUUAAUCUAAAGAUGUAUUUAUGUUUAGUUUCUCUCUUGGAAAUUCUUUAUUCUGCAGGUGAAAACUGACAUACUUUUGGUUAUUGUUUUCCAGUUUAGGUGCAUGACCUGCAUUUGCAUAGAAUACUUGGGUCUCAGAAUUGAUGCAACAUAAAUAAGCAGGCUUUUUGGUAACUUACAAGAGCACUAGUUUGAAGCUAUCUCAUUUAAGCCUCUCGUAAUACACAAUCAUGAAUAGUUUUGAAAUUUGCGAUGUUUGAAGUAGAGCAUAAACUCAAGAAAAUAUCCUUAAACUUGCAAACUUUUGACAUAAGUUCUUCACCAAGUGUGAAGAGAGUGCUAGGUAUUCCUGACUGGGCAGCAGGAGAGCCUUACUUUCAUCGUUUCGUCAGUACAGAGUAUCCAAAAGCAAAGUGAAGAUUUUGUAUUUGUAUUCCACUGCUUUCAGUUCAGUAACACUUAGAGUUGUUUCAUCUGCACCUAAGGUGCAUGGCACAAUUUUCUUAAGAAUUAGGGGAACAAGGUGCCUACAGUUAAAGGAACGUUUCAGUUCCCUUCAUUCAUUCCUGGGUUUUUCUCUGUUUUGUUCAUUUUUUUAAGAAGGUUGAAGAAGGAUGAGGCGAUAGAGAAGAAAGCAACACCAUUGAUUUUUUUUAAACAAAUGAUAUAUAUAUGUAUAUGUUUGUGUGUGUGUAUGUGUAUUAUUUUGUCAUAAUCCCAAUUCUCGUCUUUCCACCAAAGUUUGCCGUAAUAUUUUCUCCUGAACAUGCAUUCUGGCUCCUUUAAAUUAGUCAGUGUUAUAUAGUAGGAGACUGUCAUGGGAAAAAGGACUCAGUUUACUUUUGCCAUUUUCACAGGGGAACCUUUUAAAACAAUCUUUUCAGCAGCAGAUACCUUUAACCCUAAUAAUCUCAGGCCUUCAUGAAAAUAUUAUAUUUUGUAGAUCAUGGUUAAAGGGAGAAAAUUACUAGUUCCGUAAGAUAAAUAUGAGCUCCAUUUAACUUCUGAUAUCUGGUUUAGCAUUACAUAAUAUGUUGAUCUUAUGCUCUGCUUUUGUCCAAAUAAAAUGCAAUAGUAUCAAUAUCAAUUUCAGAAAAAUGGACUGAAUAUGCUUUUUUGGUGAUUAAAUCUGAUGUACGAUAUUUAUAGUGACGUGCUUUUAUUUUCUCAUGAGAUACUAAAUAUUGUGUUGUACAUUUGUUCUUAGCAUAUAUUAAAGUUUUGAACCAAAUGUGUUAAAGCUUAUGCUUUGCCAUGUAAAUUUCCCAGAAGUUGUUGAGCUCAAAUGUAUCCUACAUCCAGCUGUAGAAAUUUGUCAGAAAUUGCUUAAAUUUUGUAUAUAAUUGUACUGUUUAAUUCUAGCCACUGCGCUGAACAGUAUUUGAGUUACCAUACAAUAUGGCUUUACACAAGGAAAUGUGUGGCUUUUGUUUUGUAUUUUUUCAGUAUAGAAGUUCCUGUGUCUUAUUUAAAUAAAGUUAUUAGUAAAACUGGAA
Messenger RNA from Callithrix jacchus (white-tufted-ear marmoset), 9295 nucleotides. It is a transcript of the gene GLCCI1, whose product is annotated as glucocorticoid induced 1. Gene Ontology annotation, cellular component: cytoplasm. The record is from RefSeq and is a predicted model, not a curated record. NCBI's taxonomy places the organism in Eukaryota, Metazoa, Chordata, Mammalia, Primates, Cebidae.